Lodderomyces elongisporus is the source of this 3273-nucleotide messenger RNA. RefSeq lists its product as uncharacterized. Bases 1 to 3273 code for a protein of 1090 amino acids. NCBI's taxonomy places the organism in Eukaryota, Fungi, Ascomycota, Pichiomycetes, Serinales, Debaryomycetaceae. The record is from RefSeq and is a predicted model, not a curated record. The transcript has a single exon.
AUGCAAUUCAAAAACUUAUUGGUAUUCAUUGUGGCCGCUUUAAGUACUACUGAAGCUACCAAAAAGGUGACCAAACCACCUUCAGUUCCUGGGAAAGGCGAUUACUAUGACUUUGCAAGAAAUUUUGCUCUAGCUCCCGUUGGUCAUAAUUGUUACGGUCAAGAAGUUCCGUUUGAUAUUCAACUGAGUGCUGGUAUAUACGAGGGGUUGGAAAAGAGGACUGUAAAGUCGUCUGCAAAAUCUUCUGCAAAGUCUGCUCCAGCUGCGCAUUUUCAAGUGACCAAGGCUGAAAAAGUUGAUGAAAAACACUACAAGAUUGAUUUUUUGUUCAAGACUACUUAUGAUCCAUCUGCUUUAAAAUCAUUUGCUGGUGAAAGUUCUAUUGAGAUUGAUUUUGUAAACUUGGGCUCUCCAUAUAUGGACAAUAUUAAGGCGCAUGGCGAUACUGCAACUUUCAAAUAUAACAACCCUUUUGACUUUGAAGCAUCAGUAAUAGUCUCACCUAUUCAACACGGUAAUUACUUUUGUUUGCCUCCUGAUUUCGGUAUAGAGUAUAGAGUUCUGGUUUGGUACAGUGAUUGGCUGCAUGUCUUUGACACCAACUACAAAUACACAUGCGAGAAGAAUCUUGACAAAGUCAAGAGAACAGUUCACAAAUCAUAUACCAAGUUUGAUGCUGCAAAGACUUUUGAUUUGACUUUACCAAACUAUUGUUGGAAAGUUCCAGACUGUGAGCCAUACAAGCCAACUUUGAGCUCUACUAUUACAUCUACAACUCUUUCCAGUACUUUUUUUACUGAAACAUCUACUGCUUCAUCUACUGAUUAUUCUACUACCUUGACAACUCCAAUUGUCGCUACUUCAUCUGAAAGUGAAAUUGAAAAAGUCACAACUUUCACCACCACUGUUCCUACUGUUGUUGUUACUGAAACUACCGUCACCCACACAAUUACUGAGGAUGGAACAACAUUUGUCACCACCGAAGUAGCUACAGAAACAGUUACAAUGAAUGUUACUGAAACCAGUAAGGAAACAACAACCGAGGCUAUAACAGUCACCCAGGAAGCCGAAACUGUAACCACUACCGUUGAAAAGGUUUUGGAAACCACUGUUGAGCGCGAGAUACUUGUGACUGAGACUAUUACAAGGGAUGGGAAAACAUUUUUAACAACAGAUACCGAAACCGCAACAGUUACUGAGUUGAACACUGAGACCCUUGUACAGACUCUUGUUGUAAGCACAACAUUUACUGAUGAGCCGGAAACCGAAACAAUCACCACAACUGUUGAAGGUGUUCCUGAAACAAUAAUCAAGUAUCAACAACCAGUGACUCAUACAGUCACUGAGGAAGGACAAACAUUCACCAAAGUUCGUGUUGAAACAAUUUACUCUACAGAACAACCAAUCACAUACACAACCACCGUGGAAGGUGCUGUUGAGACUGUUUUUAAAUACUUGAAACCAGAGACCAAGACCGUUACUGAGCAAGGUGAAGCAUAUUCCAUUACUGAGACAAAUUAUGAAACAAUAGUUGUUACCAAGGAACCGAAAACCGUUUAUGAAACGGUGGAAGGAAUUCCAACUCCAAUAACAAUUAUUGAGGUCCAAAAACCAAUUACAAAAACCGUCACCGAGGAAGGCCAAGCUUACGCAGUCACUGAAAAGAGUGUUGAAUUUAUUACUGUUACUCAAGAUGCCCAAACGAUUACCACUACUGUUGAAGGAGUUCCAAAGACGAUAGUUGAGUAUAAAGAACCAAUCACUGAGACCGUAACUGAAAAGGGCAAAGAGUUCACCACCACCGAAAUUAAAUUUAAGAGCAUUACUGUUACUGAAAGUCCUAAAACUACAACGAAAACAGUUGAAGGCACUCCUGUUACGAUUAUUGAAUUCAAAGAACCUGUUACAAAAACAGUGACCAUGGAUGGUGAAAUUACCACUGUUACCGAGACAACAAAAGAUCAAAUCACCAUAACAGAAGAACCAGUUACAGUUAUUAAAACUAUUGAAGGUGUUUUAGAAACGGUUCUUGAAUUUAAGGAACCUGUUACUGUUACCAUUACUGAAGAGGGAAAGGAGAGAACCAAAACCCAAGUACAUACUAGUUUAGAAACUGUUGUUUUGAGCACCACUGUGACUGAAGAGCCAAAAACAUAUACAACUACAGUUGAAGGAGAAUCAGAGACUAUCAUUGAGUACAAAGUUUUGACUAAGGAAGUUGUUGUUAAGGAGAACGAAACAUUCACAGUUACUGAUACCAAUCAUGAAACAGUGACUUUGGUCAGUGUUGUCACCGAAGAGCCGGUUACUAUCACUUCAACGAUUGAAGGUGAGGUCAUCACUGUGGUUGAACAAGAGAAGGCGGAGGUGAAAUUGAUCACCAAGGACGGUUAUACUAUUACUGAAACUGACACUGUUAUUGAUACGGUAACAAUCAAAGAAGAGCCAAUCACUGUUGAAGCUACCACCACUGAGAUUCAGGAGGUUUUUGUUGAGAAAACUCAAUACUUUACCAAACUCAUCACCGAAGAAGGCAAAAUCUCUACAGUGACAGAGUCAAGCGUUGAGACCCUGAUUGUAACCGAGGUCUUCACCAAUCCCAUUACCAUUACAACUGAAGUCACGGUUGUUGACCAGAAGGUGCCAGUUACCAAAACCAUUACAAAGGAAGGUGAAACUUUUACGACUACAGAAGUAGGUUUUGAAACAAUUGUUUCUCAAUCAGUCAUUUACAAAAAAGCAAGCACUACUACAACCUUGAUUGAUAAUAGUACAAUAAUUAUUACCACCACUAUUACCACUACCACUACCACCCCCAUCACAAUCGUAGACGAAGGAGUUCUUAUCACACAAACCUUGACCAAAGAUGGAGAGACGUACACCACAGAAGAGGUUGGAACCAAAAUUGAGACAUCAACUUUAACAUUGACAUUGACCAUGACUACUGAAAUUGCUAAAGAAUCUGAAAUCGCAAGUGCUACAAUUUUGGAUUAUACAGUAACAGAAACAGCUGUUGUAAAAGAAGAAGAAGAAAAAGAGGAAAAAGAAGAAGAAGCGGAGGAGCAAGAGGAGAUAAAUGAAGAAAAACAGUCUACUCUCUUUACUACGACUGGAAUCACUUCUCUUGUAACAGAAAUGGAAAGUGGAUCAACUAUGGCAUAUUCAACAACUGCAGUUACUGAUGUGUUGGAAGUUUUUGAAGGUUCGGCUGGCUAUAUCACCAAAUCCUCAUGGACUGUCCUUAUUGGGUUUAUUGGUUAUUGUUUCAUCUAA